Messenger RNA from Papilio machaon (common yellow swallowtail), 1221 nucleotides. RefSeq lists its product as uncharacterized. Lineage: Eukaryota; Metazoa; Arthropoda; Insecta; Lepidoptera; Papilionidae. Gene Ontology annotation, biological process: negative regulation of translation; negative regulation of ribosome biogenesis. The transcript has 3 exons. The record is from RefSeq and is a predicted model, not a curated record. Gene Ontology annotation, molecular function: ribosomal large subunit binding. The coding region runs from base 172 to 891 and encodes 239 amino acids. Gene Ontology annotation, cellular component: mitochondrion.
AAAGGAAAUUCUUGUUACCUUUCCGUCUUUCAAGACGGAUGUUAUUGUCAAGCUGUCAAGUGUCAACUACCAAAAGUCAGAUUUUAUAACCUAUAACAAGCAAAAUAAAUAAUGCUAAAACAGAAAUUGUAGUAGAACAUAUAAAAAAAAUAAGACUAUACUUAACACGAAAUGUUUAAAAGUAUUUUAAUAUCAUCAGCAUCAAAUUUUUAUAAAUUUAAUAUUAGUUUAAAAUGUAAAUACGAUCUUAACAGAUUCCAAAGGUUUCUACAUCGAUCGGUUGUAUUUGAAAGUCCUAGAAAUGUACCAAAAGACAAAUCCUUCCCCGCAGCUAUAUCGCGAAAAUAUGAAAUCCUUAAUGAAACAAAUUUACCCGUAAUAGAACAUACUGCAGAUGAAAUUCACAUGGAUAAAAAAUAUCCCAUUCUUAGUGAUGAGUUUGAUGGAAUUAAUCUCGAAAGAGGAAAAAAUGGAGUGUUUGAAAUCGAAGAUCUUGUUGAUUUAUUGCAGAGGGAGAAUUCCAAAAAUAUCUUUGUGGCUUCUGUACCAAAGGAAAUUAAUUAUGUGGAAUACAUUUGCGUUGUUAGUGGCCGCAGUAAAAGACAUGUAAAAGCAUUAGCAGAGUUUGUAAGGAAGGUUUAUAAGAAAAAAUGUUACAAAUCUGAUCAUAUACCUAGAAUAGAAGGAAAGGAUUCUGAUGAAUGGAUGGCAUUAGAUUUAGGUAACAUAGCUCUUCAUAUAUUCUCAGAUAAAGCUCGAGUUGUUUAUGACUUGGAAACUCUUUGGGCAGUCGGUGCAGAGUAUGAUGAGAAAAUGACACAGAAGAGUGAUGUUGUAGACAUAUUUGAAAACUACAGUUCAUAUUUAAAAGAUCUAAAACCUUUAGAAUAAAGUUUAUUGUAACAGAUGUUGAAGACGUAGCUUUUUAAUUGGACGCUUAAGCAGAAAAGAUAUAACCAACAAUUUGUCAAAAGUCGAGUUACAUAUAGUAAUACUCUACUAAUCGAAAUAAAUAUAUGCACAAAAGAUCUAAGCAGUCUCAUAACUUUCUCCAAACAUACUAUAUGUACCAACACAUAUUCUAUCAAAUCACAUCAAAAUUUCAAAUUAUAUUUACUCAAAAGUAACAUAAUGUUGGUUGGAUCUUGUCUGCUUAACAGGGUCCAAUUAACAUAGAUAAGAUAGAUAAUGAAUAGAGUUUUUAAGACAUAAAUAAAAACA